Messenger RNA from Phytophthora nicotianae INRA-310, 1047 nucleotides. RefSeq lists its product as hypothetical. The record is from RefSeq and is a predicted model, not a curated record. The transcript has a single exon. Bases 14 to 970 code for a protein of 318 amino acids. Lineage: Eukaryota; Oomycota; Peronosporomycetes; Peronosporales; Peronosporaceae.
CCAAAAACCAAAAAUGCCCGGGCUUCCUUGGGUCAUUCUUCUUUUCACCUUGUUCACAUCAAGUACCCACAUUCUCCGCUCACCAACCAUGUUCAAGCCUCGUCAAAUCGCCCAGAAAUUCGUAGCUCGCGAGCAAAGCGAAGGUGCCGGUGCUCGUGUCUAUCGAUCCAUCGGUUCGGCUCAGUUGCGCAGCCUCGACCCGUUCCUCGUACUUGAUGAAGCGAGCGUCGGGCUUCCAGGCGGCUUCCCAGCCCACCCGCAUCGUGGAUUUGAGACUGUAUCGUACAUGCUCCCCACGUCCAAAGGCCAUUUCCAACAUGAAGACUUUCUGGGCAACAAGGGCACGCUACAACCUGGUGAUCUGCAGUGGAUGACUGCUGGACGGGGGAUUAUGCACUCGGAAAUGCCGAAAACCCGUGAACCUGCUCACGGUCUCCAAUUAUGGGUUAACCUGCCAAAGCAUCGCAAAAUGAUUGAGCCUCGGUACCAGGACGUCCCCCGUGAAUCGGUGCCACAUGCUUUCAAUGAUGACAAGAGUGUCGAAGCUCUUGUCUUUGCCGGCGAAGUGUUCGGCCAGUGGGGCCCCAUUGAAACGGAAGCUCCUGUCACGUACGUACACUUUAUGUUGGAUGCAGGAGCCCAGCUCGAGUAUCCCGUUCCUUCGACGCACAACGCGCUCGUGUACGCGAUUAGUGGUACGGGGAAGUGUAUUGGAGCCUCGAUUCAGCCGCAUGAGGCCAUCGUGAUGGAGAAGGACGGGGACGGCGUGUUACUGACGGCAGCGGAAAAUGACAAGCUAGAGGUGAUCGUGAUGACAGGUGAACCUCUGAAUGAACCGGUUGUGCAGCACGGCCCGUUCGUGAUGAACUCGAUGGAAGAAAUCCGCCAGACUUUUGAAGAUUUCCAACUGGCCAAGAAUGGCUUUGAGAACGCGCGUACGUGGGAGUCGAAGAACCGCAAUCGUCGUUAGAUUUUGAGAGAGGGAUGAAAUCACAUAUCGAAAGACAAAACUAAAACCAAAUGACAAGAAAAGUGUGUUUCAGAAAG